Messenger RNA from Olea europaea var. sylvestris, 952 nucleotides. Its product is annotated as desumoylating isopeptidase 2-like. Gene Ontology annotation, biological process: protein deubiquitination. The transcript has a single exon. The record is from RefSeq and is a predicted model, not a curated record. NCBI's taxonomy places the organism in Eukaryota, Viridiplantae, Streptophyta, Magnoliopsida, Lamiales, Oleaceae. Gene Ontology annotation, molecular function: deubiquitinase activity. The coding region runs from base 67 to 720 and encodes 217 amino acids.
CUAGUGCUCCAAGCUUUCUUCUCUACUUGACUAAGGAAAACUCACAAAGACAGUGGUUUGACCUUAAUGGCUGAAGUGAUCCUUCACGUAUAUGACGUUACAGAAAGUAAUUCCGGCAAUGAAACCAUAAAUUUCGCCCUCGUUCAACUCAACAAUCUCUGUAAAGAGGCCAUCCCAAUGGGCGGCGUCUUUCACACCGCCAUUCAGGUUUACGGCGACGAGGAAUGGGGCUAUGGGGGUGGCGAAAAAGGCUUUGGAGUUUACAGCUGUCCCGCCGGCAAAAACCUGAUGUACACAUACCGUGAACGUAUAGUUCUCGGAAGAACAAAUUGCUCCGCCGCCAAGGUGAGUCAGAUCCUAAAAGAACUUAGCCAGGAGUGGCCGGGAGAUAAGUUCCACUGGCUGUCGAAAAACUGUAACGAUUUCAGUAACGAGUUGUUGAAAAAGCUGGGAGUGCCGAAGCUUCCGGCAUGGGUAAAUAGGUUUGCUGACGUUGGAGAUUAUUACUAUGAAACGAAAGAAAAUCUGCAAAAAACUAAAGAUGGAAUGGUAGAUUAUGGGAAGGAGUUGUAUAAGAAUGCCAUCGAUACUGCUAUUAAGACUCCAAAAUCUCUUAUUAGUUUAAGCAAAGGUGCUCGACUUCGGACUGAGCAAUUCAAGCCAAAGUUCUUGGCUGGGAAAUCAAUUACCGGAUCAGAUCAAGAAGCCAGCCAGAAGUAAAUCUUCUCAGGUGCCGGAACUUGUCCCGAUCAAGACCAUGCAAAAUGAUGGCCUGGUCAAAUUGCGCUUCUUCUAGAUUCGAGUCCUAGCUCUGUGUGUCCGUGUCCGUGUCCUUGUUCGUGUUCGUGUGGUGUGUUUUUUUCCCGAGUCCAGCUAUCCAUUUCUCUUAUUAUGAGUGCAGUGUAAUUGUGUAAUGCAUAAUUACAUCAAUAUUACUUUGAUUGUAGCUUCA